AUGGCCCGGAGCCUUUUGCAGGACUGGUGCAGGGGGCUGGACGUGGACGUGCGCCGGGCCCUGCUGGUCACCGGCAUCCCCGAGGGCCUGGAGCCGGCGGCCAUCGAGGCCGCCCUGCAGCCCGCCUUCCUGCCCCUGGGCACGUUCAGGCUGCGGAGCACGCGGGCCAUGCUGGGCGAGAAGGCCCAGGCCGCCCUGGUGGAGUUCCUGGAGGACAUGGAUCUCUCCGCCAUCCCCAGCGACAUCCCCGGCGGCGGGGACGGCGCCUGGAGGGUCCUGUGCGAGGACCGCGCGGAGGACACCAGGGUCCUGAGGCAGAUGAAGCGCUUGCUGCUGGAUGAAAGGGCCCCCGGGGCCACGCCCACCGCUCCCGCCGCCGCCGCCGAGGCUCAGGCCCAGGGGUCGGAGCGGGCGGCCCGGGAGGCUGGGCCCCUUCCGGGCGCAGCCAGCAAGGCGAGGAAGGGCCGGCGGAGUCGCCGAAGCAGAGCCAGAGGCCACAGGCUGACCCAGAAGGGCAAGAAGCGAGGCCGAGGGGGGCGGCCGUUCCCCGGCGGCGCCAGGCGCGGGUCCGAGGACUCCUCCUCCGACAGCCUGGGCAUCGUGAUCGAGGAGCUGGACGAGGAGGCCCUGGGCGGGCUCGACGCGCAGAGAGCGCUGUACUCCACGCUCCAGGUGGCCGCCAGGGAGCUCGUGCGGAAGUGGGCCCUGCAGGGGGACCCCGAGGACGCACACGGUCCCCGCGAGUUCCUGGCGCUGGUCACCGUGACGGACAAGGCCAAGAAGGAGGAGCUCGAGAAAGAGACCCCGGGGGCCGAGUCCAUCAGCCUGAACAUCGAAGACCUGAGCGGGGUCCCCGACUUGGUGGCCCUCCUGGCCGUGAGGGACACGUGGUUCGAGGAGCCCGUGGACAGCGACGCUUCGGAAAGCGACGCGUCGCAGGGCAGCGGGGACCAGGAGCCGGAGGGGGGCCAUCCUGAGUUUGUGGCCAUCGUGGCUUACACGGACCCCGCGGACCCGUCCGCCCGGGAGGAGAUGCUGAAAAUCGCUUCCGUGAUUGAGUCGCUGGGCUGGAGCGACAAGAAGGAGCGGAAAGACGCGCGGAAAGACGCGCUCCCCGAGGUCCUGUCCGUCAUGGCCAAGGACACGUGCGGGACGCGCGUGCAGGUGCAGGAGGCCGGCCGCCAGGUGGACGCCCUGGUGCUGAGGAAGGCCACGGACGACGGGAACCUCCUGGAGUGCAUCGCCAGCCUGGCCGAGCCCGAGCCCCGCCCCCGGGGGGAGCCGGCCCCGCGCGGCCUCUUCGCGGGCUGGGGAGACGGGGAGGAAGGCGAGGUGGGCCUCCUGGAGCUGGUGGCGCUCCUGGCGGCCCAGGACGUGGCCGAGGGGGUGAAGGAAGAAAGGGAAGGGGCCUGGGAAGGCGGGAAGUGCAGGCACCACCGGGGCAGCCUCGGGGAGCUCCUGGCGCUCCUGGCGGCGCGUGAGAACGGAGAGUCGGAGGAGGAGGAGGGGACUUCGGAGGGCGGCUCCGAGGAGACGUCGGAGGACACGGAGAGCGAGGAGUCGGAGCCUGAGGUUCGGGCUUCCAAGAAGCCCCGGGCCAAGCGAGCCCGCACGGCCUCCAAGGUCCUGGGUCCGGCUGGCGCCCCCUCGGGGUCCCGCAAAACCCGACGGGGAGGCCGAGGCCGCGGCGACCGGGGCAACACUCCCGAGAAGAAAGCCAAGGAGGAGGCGGCGGGCGACAAGAAGAAGAAGAAGGGGUGUGCGGGCGCCCGCGCCAAGGCCGGCGAGGCCAGGGGGCAGCCGCCCACCGGCUCCAAGCCGACCCGCGGGAAGAAGGCUCGCCGGGGCGGGCGGCUGGCCCCCAAGUGCUGCUAG
Molecule: messenger RNA, 1875 nt
Organism: Eptesicus fuscus (big brown bat)
Lineage: Eukaryota; Metazoa; Chordata; Mammalia; Chiroptera; Vespertilionidae
Gene: PNMA8B
Product: PNMA family member 8B
Exons: 1
Coding region: 1-1875 (624 amino acids)
Source: RefSeq, a predicted model, not a curated record